ACAAAAUGAAGACAAGAAAAACUUCCUCGUCAAAACGUAACUCAAAUAAAAUGAGAAGUAGAUUUGAUCCAUUACAAAGUGCGGCUUUUUACAAUACUUGUAUAACAUAUAGUCCUAAAAUAAACAACCGUCAAUGAGGAUUUACCAAAGUACACACUGCCAUGGAUUUAAAGCUUAAUUUAAUAUAAUAUACACAUCAUCCGUUGCGUAAGUCACGCGACAUCUGUUAUCUCCCUUUGAUAUAGAAAUGUAAGCAAACAGGGAGAAAACAUUUUCUACCAUGGGAGGAAAAGUAUCAUUCCCAAGGAUAAACCUUGACAGGGAUAAAACGGUUGUGGUGACCGGCGGUAAUACAGGUAUUGGAUAUGAAACAGCCAAAUGGAUAGCUUUUCUUGGUGCCAAAGUUAUCAUUGCUUGUCGUUCUGAAGAAAGAGCAAACGAGGCCAUUAAACAAAUUAAAGCAGAAUAUCAAGCAGAGAAAGACAGAGGAACAGAUGGAAUAAUCAAAGAUGGGGAUCUGAGUAUAGAAUUUAUGCAGCUUGAUCUUAGUUCAUUAAAAUCGACCAAACGUUUCAUUGACGAGUACAAAUCGUCAGGGAGAAAACUUCAUGUUCUCAUCUGUAAUGCCGGUAUAGCAAUGCAUGAGCAAGCAUAUACAGAAGAUGAAAAUGAACUUAUGUUCCAGGUAAACUACUUAAGUCAUCUUCUUAUAGCUUUACAUUUGAUACCAAUAAUGAAAGAGAGCGGAAGUGACGAUUGUCGGAUUAUUAUGGUAUCCAGUUCAGCCCACUUAAUGGCAGCUUUUGAUGUAGCUAAAAUUCAGGGAAAUCAUUUGACUAAGGACACAUUUGACAGACUUAAAUACUAUGGAAAUUCCAAACUUUAUCAGUUAAUGCAGAUGUACUACAUGAACCGAAGAUUAAAAGACACCAAUGUUUCAGUUUUGAGUAUACAUCCUGGCAUCGUAGAAACAGAAAUUAAUAGAAGUUUUCAAGAUCUUGGUCGAUGGAAAGUUUUCUUUAGAAUGUCUAAAUUGUUUGGUGUUACAAAGAACCCCAUAGAGGGGGCAGAGUCAUCAAUUAACGCAGCAAUCAAUCCAGAUCUCAAAGGAACAAGAGAUGUUUAUUUUCAAAAUUGUAAAGCAUCAUCAACAAAUUCAACUGCUAGGAAUAUUGUUAACCAGGAGACAUUGCUGAAGUUUUCACUUGAACGUUUAAAAGAUUAUCUUACAGAAGAUAUAGCAAAAGAUUGGAUGCCAGAAAUUCAGAUUUGAGCAUGAAGUAACACGUAUUAACAAUGAUGCAAAGUGUAUAUUUUAGUCAAGAUAUGCGUUUCAUUGAACUGUGAAGAUAUCAUUCAAUUUUCAUUCUUUCUUUUCUUUUCUUUUCUUUUAUUUGCAACAUUUAAAAAUAUUUGUAUUGUCUGAUAGACUGAUAUCUUAUGUGUCCAUUGUCAGUUUUGUAUAUUUUUGAUACCUGCCUCCAAUUAAUGUAUACAUUGUUCUUAUUAUAUUAAAACUCAUCAGAGAUA
Molecule: messenger RNA, 1530 nt
Organism: Mytilus californianus (California mussel)
Lineage: Eukaryota; Metazoa; Mollusca; Bivalvia; Mytilida; Mytilidae
Product: retinol dehydrogenase 12-like
Exons: 8
Coding region: 281-1273 (330 amino acids)
Source: RefSeq, a predicted model, not a curated record